AAUUCAGAGAGUCAAGCGAGCAGAAAUCCCCACUGUUCUUCUUUCUUCUUCUUAUUCUUCUUGUGUGGCUUCUUAUUGGGGUUGAUAAUGGCCGCCUCAUUUGCUGCUCCCGCUCAGGGCUUGGUUCAUCGUCAAAAUCUGACGCUCGCAUUUUCCAAUUCCAACUUCAAUCGCACUCAACUUCAAUUCCAGGGGACACUUUCUGCAAAAUCACAACCCUUCUCCUUUUCUUCUCAAUUGAAGCUUCCUAAUGUUGCCUCCCCCACCAACGAUCACCGUUCCUCUUUUGUGCAAACCGCCGCCGUUCGCCACAUCGUCGGCUCUCUUGCCAAAGCUGGUGGCCUUCGCUUUGCUGUGGUUGUGGGGCGGUUCAACGAAAUUGUGACAAGGCCAAUGCUCGAGGGAGCUUUGUCUACAUUCAAAAGUUAUUCAGUGCAAGACGAGGAUGUUGAUGUUGUCUGGGUCCCGGGGAGCUUUGAUAUUCCUGUGGUUGCUGAAAGGCUUGGGCGAUCUGGGAAGUACCAUGCUGUCUUGUGCAUUGGAGCUGUGAUUAGAGGUGAUACAUCCCACUAUGAUGCCGUUGUAAACUCUUCUGCAUCUGGAGUACUUUCUGCCGGUUUGAAUUCAGGAGUUCCAUGUGUAUUUAGCGUCUUGACUUGUGACAACUUAGAACAGGCUUUCGAUCGAGCUGGUGGUAAAGCUGGAAACAAGGGUUCUGAGGGUGCUUUGACAGCUAUGGAGCUGGCGUCUAUGUUCGAGUACGACCUGAAGUAGUCGAGAAAUAAGAUCUAACAGUUUCCAUUAUCCUUAGUGUUGCGGUUUCUUGCAUUUCUCUGCUGUCUUUGGUAAUUGUAGAAUGCUUCAUCAAAAUGGAAAGAAGCCACAUGAUGUCUGGGACUGAAGUCAGCUGAAACUCCUCCAGAUGAAGGAGAGGAUUUCAUGAUUUCAAUUUUCAAAGUUUCUUUGCUCAGCGUUGUCUUUUAACUGUUUAUGUUAGAAUAAAGAUACAAGGAUGUUCAUUUGUGGCAUCGUGUGAUUCGUAAUGUACAAUGAACAAAGUUUAUAUUAAUGAAGAGCCCUUGUCAAUCA
Benincasa hispida (wax gourd) is the source of this 1089-nucleotide messenger RNA. RefSeq names its product 6,7-dimethyl-8-ribityllumazine synthase, chloroplastic. Gene Ontology annotation, cellular component: riboflavin synthase complex; intracellular anatomical structure. NCBI's taxonomy places the organism in Eukaryota, Viridiplantae, Streptophyta, Magnoliopsida, Cucurbitales, Cucurbitaceae. Gene Ontology annotation, biological process: riboflavin biosynthetic process. The record is from RefSeq and is a predicted model, not a curated record. Gene Ontology annotation, molecular function: 6,7-dimethyl-8-ribityllumazine synthase activity.